AUGCUAAUUUCUUUGUUUCUUUCUGCAGUACCUUAUCAGCAGAAUCCUUAUAAUCCCCGGAGCAGCACCAAUGUCAUCCAGUGCUACCGGUGUGGAGACACAUGCAAAGGGGAAGUUGUUCGCGUCCACAACAACCACUUCCACAUCAGAUGCUUCACCUGUCAAGUGUGUGGCUGUGGCCUGGCCCAGUCGGGCUUCUUCUUCAAGAACCAGGAGUACAUCUGCACCCAGGACUACCAGCAACUCUAUGGCACCCGCUGUGACAGCUGCCGGGACUUCAUCACAGGCGAGGUCAUCUCUGCCCUGGGCCGCACCUACCACCCCAAGUGCUUCGUGUGCAGCUUAUGCAGGAAGCCUUUCCCCAUUGGAGACAAGGUGACCUUCAGUGGUAAAGAGUGUGUGUGUCAGACAUGCUCCCAGUCCAUGACCAGCAGUAAGCCCAUCAAGAUCCAUGGACCAAGCCAUUGUGCUGGGUGCAAGGAGGAGAUCAAGCAUGGCCAGUCGCUCCUGGCGCUAGACAAGCAGUGGCACGUCAGCUGCUUCAAAUGCCAAACCUGCAGCGUCAUCCUCACCGGGGAGUACAUUAGCAAGGAUGGCGUUCCGUACUGUGAGUCCGACUACCACUCCCAGUUUGGCAUUAAAUGCGAGACUUGUGACCGGUACAUCAGCGGCAGGGUCUUGGAGGCAGGAGGGAAGCAUUACCACCCAACCUGUGCCAGAUGUGUACGCUGCCACCAGAUGUUCACCGAAGGGGAAGAGAUGUACCUCACAGGUUCUGAAGUUUGGCACCCCAUCUGCAAACAGGCAGCCCGGGCAGAGAAGAAGUUGAAGCAUAGGCGGACGUCCGAAACAUCCAUCUCACCCCCUGGAUCCAGCAUUGGGUCACCCAACCGAGUCAUCUGCGCUAAAGUGGAUAAUGAGAUCCUUAAUUACAAAGACCUGGCAGCUCUCCCCAAGGUUAAGUCAAUCUACGAGGUACAACGCCCCGACCUCAUUUCCUACGACCCUCAUUCCAGAUACACUUCCGACGAGAUGCUGGAGAGAUGUGGCUAUGGAGAGUCGCUGGGAACAUUAUCUCCCUACUCCCAGGAUAUCUAUGAGAACCUGGACCUCCGGCAGAGACGGGCCUCUAGCCCGGGAUACAUCGAUUCUCCCACCUACAGCCGGCAGGGCAUGUCCCCCACUUUCUCCCGCUCACCUCACCACUACUACCGUUCUGGGCCCGAGAGUGGCCGGAGCUCUCCAUACCAUAGCCAGUUAGAUGUGAGGUCCUCCACUCCGACCUCUUACCAGGCUCCCAAGCACUUUCACAUCCCAGCUGGAGAAAGUAACAUCUACCGGAAACCCCCCAUCUACAAACGGCAUGGUGAUUUAUCCACAGCAACCAAAAGCAAGACAAGUGAAGACAUCAGCCAGGCAUCCAAGUAUAGCCCAGCCUACUCGCCAGACCCCUACUAUGCUGCGGAGUCUGAAUACUGGACCUACCAUGGGUCCCCCAAAGUGCCCCGAGCCAGGAGGUUCUCAUCUGGAGGAGAGGAGGAUGAUUUUGACCGCAGCAUGCACAAGCUUCAGAGUGGAAUUGGCAGACUGAUUCUGAAGGAGGAGAUGAAGGCCCGGUCCAGCUCCUAUGCAGACCCAUGGACCCCGCCCCGGAGCUCCACCAGCAGCCGGGAGGCCCUGCACACCUCCGGCUACGAGAUGUCCCUCAAUGGCUCCCCUCGGUCCCACUACCUCGCUGACAGCGAUCCUCUCAUCUCCAAAUCAGCCUCCCUGCCUGCCUACAGAAGAAAUGGGCUGCACAGGACACCCAGCGCAGACCUAUUCCACUAUGACAGCAUGAACGCAGUCAACUGGGGCAUGCGAGAGUACAAGAUCUACCCUUAUGAACUGCUACUGGUGACCACAAGAGGAAGAAACCGACUGCCCAAGGAUGUGGACCGGACUCGUUUGGAGCGCCACCUGUCCCAGGAAGAGUUCUACCAAGUGUUUGGCAUGACCAUCUCUGAAUUUGACCGGCUGGCCCUCUGGAAGAGGAAUGAACUGAAGAAGCAAGCCCGGCUGUUCUAGGCGGAGGCUCUAUAAAUAUAUAUAUGCAUUUAUAUAAAGAUAUAUGUAAAAUCUCUAUACUGAAGCUCGGUAUAAUCCUCUGUUGUGUAACGGGACACACUGCCUGCCAUGAGACUUGCUUGUCUGUACUGCCAGGCAAGCCCACGUCAUCAAAAUAUUUUUAUGCUCUUACUUUCUCUUUUCUAAGUGCUGUAGGAUUUGGGAAGGGAUUUGAGGGGGACUCCCAUCUUUUGCUGGGGAUCCUUUUUAUACUGAAACAUCUAUCCUAACUCAAGUCCC
Molecule: messenger RNA, 2346 nt
Organism: Orycteropus afer afer
Lineage: Eukaryota; Metazoa; Chordata; Mammalia; Tubulidentata; Orycteropodidae
Gene: ABLIM3
Product: actin binding LIM protein family member 3
Biological process (GO): lamellipodium assembly; cytoskeleton organization; cilium assembly
Cellular component (GO): actin cytoskeleton; stress fiber
Molecular function (GO): actin filament binding
Source: RefSeq, a predicted model, not a curated record